AUGAACGGUGACACCACACUAAGAUUUGAAUCUCCGGCAAAGCUGGAGGAUGGCACGACGAAGAAAAACUCACGAGCGGGCAAGGAGAGAUGCUCCGUCCAUGAUUUAAAUACGGCGGUUCCUCCGGAUUUCAAGCUGAGGGUGCUUCAAUUCUUCUACAAACAUGGGCUUGCUUCAAGGCCCUCCUUUAUGCAAGAAAUCUACUCUAGGAUCCCCAGGAGAAUAUAUGUUAAUAUGGAAUUGCCAGAAGACUUGAUCGAUCAUGAAUCAGGAAAGCCAUUGGUAACAAUUCCCGGUAACAAAAUAAGGUCAACGAAAUAUACCCCUCUUUCGUUCCUCCCAAAAAAUCUAUUUUACCAAUUUGAGAAUAUAGCGAACAUUUAUUUUCUCGUUUUGGUUAUAUUAGGCGCCUUCCAAGUUUUUGGAGUGGAGAGCCCUGGUCUUGCUGCCGUCCCUUUAAUUGUGAUCGUUUGUAUUACGGCAAUCAAAGAUGCGUUCGAAGAUUUUCGGAGAGUGGUUAGUGAUGCGGAGCUUAAUAACUCGCCAAUACACUUGUUGACAGGCCUUCACAACAAUAACGUUAUUGUAGAUGACGUUGGCCCAUGGAGAAGAUUCAAGAAGAAGUGUACUCGAGGGACGAUUCGGAGCUAUCGGUGGCUUAAGAAAUUCUGCAUAACCUUAUUCGCAAGCAAAGAAAAGAAGAAGGAGUUCAUCGAAACUUUGGUUCAAGAGGAAGCAAAUGAGCUUCAUCGAGUCUCUACUGUCCACUCAGAUCGCACUUUCAACUCCGAUCUUCCUCGACCAUCUCUAGGAUCGAGGAACCCCAGAAAAUCACAUCAACUGCACAGGAAUCGAGCUCCAACUAAGCCGUCAGCAGAUUGUCUUUUGAAUCCUGAGCUACAAAAACAGAAGGCAUUGGACCCCUCUACUUCAACAACUUCGUUUAAAAAUCGUAGGUGGAAGGACGUUAACGUCGGGGAUUUCGUUCGUGUCAGAGCUAAUGAGGGAGUCCCUGCCGAUAUGAUCAUAAUUUCUACUUCAGAUGAGGAUGGUGUCUGCUACGUGGAGACAAAGAACCUAGAUGGAGAGACUAAUUUAAAGACCAAAAGCUGUUUGAAAUGCGGCGGUUUGAGCCAUCUAAAGCACUCCACGGAUCUUGGGAACACCAAAUUUUGGGUAGAGUGUGAUCCACCAAAUGCACAUCUAUACUCAUUUCGGGGAACCAUUCAUUACGAAAAUUAUGAUGAAGAUGGGCAUUUGGUUAAUUCUGAUGAGAAAGAAUCCAUCACUUAUGACAACAUAUUGUUGAGAGGGUGUGCCUUGCGAAAUACAAAGUGGGUAAUCGGUGUAGUUGUCUACACCGGUUGCGAAACGAAGAUCGAUAUGAAUAGUGGGAACACUCCAGUGAAGAAAUCGAAAAUUUCGAAUGAGCUCAACUUUUCAGUACUCAUCAAUUUUCUGGUGUUAUUCGUAUUGUGUUUUGUCUCAGGGCUCAUAAACGGUCUUUUUUACAACGAUCAGGAUACUUCUAGACAGUAUUUUGAAUUUGAAGCUUAUUCUCCGACAUCCGCUGGAAAUGGGGUGCUCGCAUUCUUUGUUACCUUGAUCAUCUACCAAUCUUUGGUUCCAAUUUCACUUUAUAUCUCGAUUGAAAUCAUCAAGACUGCUCAAGCAUUCUUCAUUCAUUCAGACAUUAAGAUGUACUAUCCCAAAUUGGACUUUCCAUGCAUCCCUCAGUCAUGGAAUAUUUCCGAUGAUUUGGGGCAGAUUGCUUACAUAUUUAGCGAUAAGACUGGCACAUUGACUCAAAAUGUCAUGGAGUUUAGAAAGUGCACCAUUGGGGGAAGGUCAUAUGGCCUCGCAUAUACAGAAGCGAAGCAGGGAAUGGAUAAACGGCGCGGCAUUGAUAUAUUGGCCGAGUCUGAACGGUGGAAAAAAGCUAUCGAGAAAGACAAGUCGGAGAUGAUCCUGAAUUUGCAGUCAUACGUAAAAAACAGUCAGUUUCGAGAAUCAGCGUUAACGUUUGUGUCGAAUCAGUAUGUUGAGGAUACUAUUUUACCAAACACUCUCAUUUCUGAAACAAAGGAUGCUAAUGAGAGAUUCAUGUUGGCAUUAGCUGUCUGUCACACCGUGGUUACUGAGCCGCACGCUGCUGAUCCUGAAUUGAAUGACUUUAAAGCAGAAUCCCCAGAUGAAGCAGCCUUAGUAUCAGUGGCUAGAGAUCUUGGGUUCGCAUUCAAGCUGAGGAAUCGCAACAGCAUAGAGCUCGAAAUAUACGGAGAGAACAGACAAUUCGAAGUUCUCCACAUCAUUGCCUUCACGUCAGCAAGGAAGAGAAUGUCGUGUGUUUUACGUGAUGAGGAGGGGCGUAUUAUGUUGAUAACCAAAGGUGCUGACAGCGCCAUUUAUCAAAGGUUAGCGCAAACGAAAACAUCUGAUGAAGUAUUGAAAAGAACUGCUCUUCAUCUAGAGGACUUUGCUAAAGAAGGUCUCAGGACGCUAUGCAUUGCUCAGAGGUACUUGGAUAGCAAUGAAUUCGCUGCUUGGUAUCGAAGGUACAAAGAAGCAGCCGCAUCGAUUGAUGACGAUAGAGAGGAGACUAUUGAAUCUAUCAAUGAUGAGAUCGAGUGUGAACUCGAGUUGCUUGGUGGCACUGCAAUUGAAGAUCGUCUCCAAGAAGGGGUUCCUGACUCCAUUUCGAUAUUGGGGGAGGCAGGUAUUCGCUUGUGGGUCUUGACGGGCGAUAGAAUCGAAACAGCCAUCAACAUUGGCUUUUCUUGUAACUUGCUUGGUAAUGAUAUGAAGCUUCUAGUUAUACGACAAGACGACGGCAACCCUGAUGACAUCAGCCACAUUGACAAUUUUAUCACUGAAUACUUGCUGGAAGUGUCGGGACUUCUGUUUGAUGACGAAAGUGAUAUCAACGCAGCUAUAAAGCUUGCCAAAACAGAUAUUUCGAUGCCGAAGGCCAAUACCGCCCUCAUUGUCGAUGGUGAUGCUCUUAGAUUGGUUUUCGACGAUACUUCUCUCGAUACAGCAUUACAAAAGAAGUUUGUGCUCCUUGGCAAGUAUUGUAAAUCUGUUUUAUGCUGCCGUGUUUCACCGGCUCAAAAAGCCCAGGUUGUAAAAGUUGUCAAAGAAAACCUUCGAGCAAUGACACUUGCCAUCGGUGAUGGUGCCAAUGAUGUUGCUAUGAUUCAGGCAGCGAAUGUUGGUGUUGGUAUUGCCGGGGAAGAGGGAAGACAAGCUGUGAUGUCCGCAGACUAUGCUAUUGGACAAUUUCGCUUUUUAAGUCGUCUACUACUAGUGCAUGGACAUUGGUCUUAUAAGAAGCUAGCUGAGAUGAUUCCCUGCUUUUUCUACAAAAAUGUCGUCUUUACCUUCACCUGUUUUUGGUAUGGCAUAUUCAAUGACUUUGAUGGCUCAUACCUUUAUGAGUACACCUUUUUAAUGUUUUACAAUUUGGCCUUUACGUCUCUUCCUGUCAUCUUCCUCGGUAUAUUUGAUCAGGAUGUUAGUGGUGCUGUUGCUCUAAUUGUGCCGCAACUUUACAGGUCUGGCAUCUUGAGCCUCGAUUGGUCGCAGUAUAAAUUCAUUUGGUACAUGAUGGAUGGGCUUUAUCAGUCGGUCAUUGCAUUCUUUUUUCCAUACCUUCUUUACUAUGUUUCCUUCCAAAACCAUGAGGGAUUACCUAUAGAUCAUAGAUUUUGGAUGGGGGUUCUUUGUUGUUGCGUUGCAGUGACAGGAUGUAACAUUUAUGUUCUCCUUCAGCAAUACAGGUGGGAUUGGUUGUCCCUUCUCAUUUAUGCGCUAUCAACUCUAGUUGUCUUCUUUUGGGUUGGCGUUUGGUCUGCCAGGGUUUAUGUCGGAGAAUUCUACAAGGCAGCUCCGCAGCUAUUCGGAACACUAGGGUUUUGGUGCUGUUAUCUCGUUGCUACCAUCAUAUGCAUUUGGCCACGCUUCACGUAUGAUUUCAUCAUGAGGCACUUCAAACCCAAGGAUGUGGACGUUAUUCGAGAGCAAAUCAGAGAUGGGGCAUUCAAUAAUUUUCCAAUGGAUUACGAUCCCACUAACAUGUCCGAUGUUGAAAAGCAGAGGAUUCUUCAACGUUUAAAUGAGGGUGACACAGAGUUAUUGGAGAAGGUGAAAAUUGCAGUUGAACCAGAAAAGGAAAGUGACGCUCUAGAGAGCUCUCAUGACGACAACAAAGUUUCUCGAGCUCUUAGAAGUAUUCGGAGAGGCACCAUAAGCAGAUCAAGAAAUAAUACCAUGAGAUCUAGAAGAGACACCGCCAGCGAUCAAGCAAAGUACAAUCAAAAAUUGAUCAGCAAGACCCUCGAUUUGUCUCAAAUUAGACUGGAAAUGAUGAAAACUGGUGAGUACCGAACAGGAGCCAGGAACUCUCUCGACAGAAUCUCUACUACGCAAGGUCUUCCGGGCCUAACCCAGGCAGAAACUCUACUUAGUUACCACACGCGGCAAAGUAUAAAUUUUGAUCGCGCAUAA
Messenger RNA from Candidozyma auris, 4506 nucleotides. RefSeq lists its product as uncharacterized. The coding region runs from base 1 to 4506 and encodes 1501 amino acids. NCBI's taxonomy places the organism in Eukaryota, Fungi, Ascomycota, Pichiomycetes, Serinales, Metschnikowiaceae. Gene Ontology annotation, cellular component: plasma membrane. The transcript has a single exon. The record is from RefSeq and is a predicted model, not a curated record. Gene Ontology annotation, molecular function: ATP binding; ATP hydrolysis activity; ATPase-coupled intramembrane lipid carrier activity. Gene Ontology annotation, biological process: phospholipid translocation.